AUGGUGAGAGGACUAGCAAAGAGGGGGCCCGAGGUCAUGGAACGGCACUGCUGUGCUCAAGGACAAGGAAGUGUGCAUAGUGCUGAUGUGGACGCUGACCAGCAUGCAGUGUUUUCGUGGCAACUCCCGGUGUCAUUCGUCACAUGUGUCCAACUCGAGCGUGGUCCAGCCCGCAGGAUUGGUCGUGUCUGUGUGUGUGUGCGUGUGUAUGUGUCUGCGUGUGUUCUGUAUGUACCUGAGCUCAUGUCUUUGUUGGAGGCUGCUGGCUCCCGAUCGCAGAGACAUUUUGGCUUGGAUCUCUUUCCGGGCCAAGUAGCUGCCUGCCCCGAGUUUCUGAGCGGAGUGUUGAUAGUGCUGAGUCGCCUGCUUGGUCACCUGGUGCCCUCCCAAGGGGGGCAGCACCUUCUGAUGGGGAGAGCACGAAACAGCCAGGCGAUCAGCUCUAUGGCGACUGGGCUGUGGGCUUGUGGGCACCGCAGGAGCUGCAGAAAUUGUGGGUGUCGUGCAUGCAACCCGCAAGAGAGAAGAUCAACACUGUGUAGUUGCUUCUGUGAGGGGACGUGUGACAGGACGUUCAGAUUCGUGUCACCUACUGGGCAGAAUGGGGAGUAUCAUAGAUGGGCAGGUGGUGGGGAGGCGGGGGAAGGGCAGGGCUGCUGGGUUGGGAGGUAG
This is a messenger RNA of Ostreobium quekettii, 672 nucleotides long. Lineage: Eukaryota; Viridiplantae; Chlorophyta; Ulvophyceae; Bryopsidales; Ostreobiaceae. The record is from the annotation of a GenBank genome assembly.